Choloepus didactylus (southern two-toed sloth) is the source of this 2245-nucleotide messenger RNA. Its product is annotated as butyrophilin subfamily 2 member A1-like. NCBI's taxonomy places the organism in Eukaryota, Metazoa, Chordata, Mammalia, Pilosa, Megalonychidae. The record is from RefSeq and is a predicted model, not a curated record. The transcript is spliced from 14 exons. Gene Ontology annotation, biological process: regulation of cytokine production; T cell receptor signaling pathway. Gene Ontology annotation, cellular component: external side of plasma membrane. Gene Ontology annotation, molecular function: signaling receptor binding. The coding region runs from base 165 to 1700 and encodes 511 amino acids.
AAACGGCAGUUGGUGGAGAAAGGAAGAGGAUCUCAAAAUCUGCAAGGUGGAGUUCCAUUGAUAUCCUUGGACAGCCAGGAGAGGCCCCGACCCUCCGUCCUUCACCAAAUCCCUCUCCACAUGUGGACAAAUGCUGGUAAAGGCCUCAGGGAGGUCCCUGUGAGAUGGCUCCACCCUGCCUUUUUGUGAGAACCCUCCUUCUCCUGUUCAUGUUUUCCCACAAAGGCACAGGGCAAUUCCAUGUGGUAGGACCGAAAGCACCCAUCGUGGCCUUGGUAGGAGAAGCAGCUGUGUUGCCCUGCCACCUCAGCCCAUCGAUGGAUGCUCAGCAUAUGGAGGUGAGAUGGUACCGGGACAAUCCUUCAGGCCUGGUGCAUCAGUAUAACACCUUCCAGGAAGACAUGAGGCAGCAGAGACCAGAGUACCGAGGGAGGACAGAGUUCCAGAGGGAAAACAUCAGCACAGGGCAUGUGGCCCUGGCGAUCCAUCACAUCCGCCCUUCUGACGAAGGGCAGUACAGCUGCUUGUUUGGAAGCUCCACAUUCUUCGAGGAAGCACGUUUUCAACUCUUGGUCACAGUCUCAGGCACAGCUCCUCACAUUAACAUUGACCAUGGUGCACACAAAGGGCUGGAGCUCACCUGCACGUCCACAGGAUGGUACCCAGAGCCCGAGGUGCAGUGGAAGGACCUGCAAGGAAAGCUUUUGGCACCUGCCUCUGAGACAAAGGCACCAGAAAGCAAUGGUCUGUUUCAUGUGGAGACAUGUGUCCUGCUGGAAGACAUCUCAGAGGGAAGUGUGACCUGUUACAUCAGGAACCCCAUCCUCAGUGUCGAAAAGGAGGUGCACAUUUCCCUGACAGAUGCCUUGUUCCCCAGGGUCUCUCCUUGGCCAGUGGUCCUGCCUGUUGUUGCAGUUCUCCUGCUCAUCGGUGUGAUCCUCUCUGUUCUACUAGUGCGUGCCAGAAAAAAAAAAGAAAAAAAAAAAGAAGAGAAUGCUGAACUCUCAAGAAAAUAUGAAAAAACAGGAGAAUGGAAUGAAAAACUCUUAAGGAAAUAUGGUGAAAUCCAGGAACAAUAUGGUAAUCUCCAGGAACAAUAUGAAAAAAUCAGUAAUGAACUUGACCGAGGAAACUUCCUGGGAGAAGAUGGUCUGAAUGAACUUCGAAGAUUUGCAGAAGACAUAAAGCUGGAUACAGCCACUGCCCAUCCUUACCUUUAUGUGACACAAGAUGAAAAAUAUGUGGAAUCUCUUCCAGAAAAGCGAGAUGUGCCUGACAAUCCUGAGGGGUUUGAUACUAUGGUGGCCGUCCUGGGUCAGAACAGCUUCCAGGGUGGCAGGCAUUAUUGGGAGGUAGGAGUGGCAGGAAAGAGUAGGUGGACAAUAGGGCUGUGUUGGGAUUCAGUUAACAGGAAAGGACAGCAUAUAUCUGCUUGUCCAGAGAAUGGUUUCUGGACCCUAUGCAAGAAGAAUGGUGUGUACAAGGCUCUUUCCACCCCCCGUCAUCAACUUAACAUCCCAGAACCUCUGAUAACUGUCGGGAUUUUUUUAAAGUAUGAGGAAGGUCUGAUCUUUUUCUACAAUGUGACACAAUGUACCAUUCUCUUCAAGUUUAAAAGCAACUUCACCAAGCCCCUGAAACCAUAUUUCUACCCUGGACCUCCCAGUAAGGGAAACUGUACUGGCCUUACCAUCCUUUAGGUGUCAGUAACAAAUCCUGCUGACCCUCCCCAGGCACCGCUGAGCUGCAUUCCCACAGCGAUCAUCCCCAAGGUCCAUGAUAAUGUACACACAUUCCCAACCAGGACCCAGCAUGUGAUGGGGUCUGAGGAUCUCCCUCCAAGGACCUUGUUUCCUUCCAGGUCUUAUGGGAAACUAGGAAUGAUCCCUCUUAUUGGGCCAUUUCCACUGCCCAUCCCCACAAUCACUCCCUCCUCAGUUUACUUCCUUUUAUCCCUUUUGGCCUUAAAUAAUGCAAAUCUCUCCCAUCUUUCCUAGAUCUGAUGUUGAGAUUCUGAAACUAGUGAAUUCCUUUCCUCAACAAAUCACUCUUACUUAUUUUGCAACAUGAAAUAUGCCAGAUUCAUUUCUUUAUUUAUUUCUGUUUCACCAAUAUAUUUGGGGCUCUACAAAGCUAAAGAGCAAAUGUCCAUUUUUUUAGCCAAACCUGCCCCAAAAUACCAGUGGCUUAAACAAAAUGUCAUACUGAAUAAAAUUCAAUUGAAUAAAAUUGAAUUCUAUCAAGA